Hemiscyllium ocellatum (epaulette shark) is the source of this 207-nucleotide messenger RNA. RefSeq lists its product as uncharacterized. The record is from RefSeq and is a predicted model, not a curated record. The transcript has 4 exons. Lineage: Eukaryota; Metazoa; Chordata; Chondrichthyes; Orectolobiformes; Hemiscylliidae. The annotation marks the transcript as partial.
GAGGGGGCAAGAGAGAGAUCAAAGAAGUGUGAGAGACAGAGGGAGCGGGAGGAAGGCCGCGAGAGAAAGAGGGACGAAGAGGGAAAGGGCGAGAGGGGUAGGGACGAGAGAGAGAGAGAAAAGCCAGCCAACACCAUUAAGGACCCUCCCACCCCGGUUAAACUCUCCUCCUACCUCUUCCGUCAGUCAGGAAAUACAAAACCAUAA